CUUAGAUGACUCAUGCCUACAGGGGUUCAGCCAUGUUGGAUUAUUUGUGAGCAUGGAUUGCCGAUUUUUCCACAAAUAAGUUGUGGAAAAUGACUCUAAAGGUCUUAAGAUAAUAUGGAGGACACUUUUAAUGAUUUUUCGAGGUUAUCUUUGGAGGAAAUCGCGGGAAAUAGGGUGAAAUUAUUGAACGGAAUUCAACAACAACUUAAGAAUGCAGUCGACUCCCUCAAUGCCGGAAGUGAUUUCUCGCUAAAGGAGAGAGUCGGACGUGUCUUGCAGCAAGUAAUCAAGAACCUAGAUUUUAUAAAGGCUUCAUGCAAUGAGGAAGACUCAUCUGGCUUGAGGACAGUAGGGAAAGUUAGCCAGGAAGAAUUAGCUGCAUGGGAAAGACUUGGGGAAGGAGGAUUUUCAAGCGUGUACAAGGCUAAACUUAAAGGAAAUGAUGUUGCUGUUAAGGUGUUGAAAAAUCUCAAAGAAACCAAACCCUUGCUUACCGAGGGAAAUCUUUUGAGAGAUCUUCGCCAUGACAACAUUGUUGCUUUCAGAGGAAUGAGCAUUUUGGAAUGCAACGUCACAUUUGAAAAUGCUAUUUCCCAUGAAAAAUAUCUAUUGAAAGCUGGAAGUCCUUUUCUGGUUAUGGAAUACAUCCCCAAGAAUCUGUACAGAUUUGUAGAGGAUCACAAGACACCAGAAUCUCAGGGACUUCCUAAGAGUCAAGUGUGGACCAUCAGUAGGGGAAUGGCUAAUGGUUUAAUGUACCUUCACAGUUUGAACCCGCCAAUCAGUCACCGAGAUUUGAAACCUGAUAAUAUUCUGUUGGAUGUAAGAAGCUUAAGGGUGAAACUGGCCGACUUUGGCUUGUCACGAACUGUUGAAAGAAGUGGGAAUGAUCUGUCUUUAUUCCAUGCCCGCUGGACAGCUCCUGAGGUGUGGGAUGAUUACAUUGAUGAUGAUGACUAUGUUGAAGAACCUGUUGAGGAACAGCCUGAAAAAGAAGAAGAGUAUACAGACCUCGAUGAUGAGUUAUUCUAUCUUAGAGCUGAUAUCUACUCAUAUGGUCAAGUGGUCGCUUAUACAUUAACAGGAAAUAUGCCAUGGCACGGCCGGAAUUCUGUCAGUGUAAAAGGAAUUCAAAAUAACUUGGUUCAGAAGGAAGACCGAGUUGAGAUACCCGAAGAACUGACAGGCAAACUGAGGAAUGUUAUCAUUGACUGCCGUGUAGAGAAUCCUGAACUGCGUCCCACAGCUGAUAAAUUAGUUUUGGAGUACUUCAGUGGUGACACCAAUCCUUACCAAACUGAGGCCACGAGUGCUGAGUUUUUUUCGUGUGGUUUCCUCCAGCACACUUACAUUUUUGUUGCAGAGAGUCUGGUUGAUGAGUCUAGUGAAGGCUUCUUCAAGACAGGGAUUCGUCCGCAGGGGUUCCCCCCUGAGUGUCUGUUGUGUCAUGUUGAGGUCGGCAACAAGGCGUAUAACGAUGUACCUAAAGAAUGGGUUUACGAACUGAAGUACCGAGAGUAUUAUGGACACUUCAGACAGGCAGCCAUUGAUAAGAAGAUCGAAGACAAUCCCGCCAUCGCGCUCAAAUCGUUGAUCACCUCGCGCGAAGAAGAAGAGGAGAGGCAAGAAAUUCAACUCAUGUUUGGUCAGUCAACUUAUUGUCAUCACCGGGCCGUAAGGGAGAUCUGGAGGAAUCUGGACGACUCGAAAAAGAGGGAGUUAGUUGUGUGUAAAAAUACUGUGCAUCCAGUGUUUAGCACCUCGUUUGGGCUCCACGUGGCUGUGCUGACCGCGGACAGCCCUCAGAAGUUCAUAUUUGCAAGGAGAGCGAACCGAGAGGGUAUGGCCACUCCUGGUAAGUUUACUUGCGGCGCUGUGGAAAGCGCCUCUGUCAAAGAUUACAUCUACAAGGACGGUGAAGCUUACGUGGAUUUGGUCCAGACGGCCGCGAGAGGACUGGAAGAAGAACUGCGCGUCGAAUUGUAAGGCAGCGAUAUCGAGGCUCUGUGCCUCACAACCGUGUACCUCAAGUUCGACACGCACGAAUGGGGUUGCUGUGGUUACGUCGACCUGUCGGAUGAACGAGUGGCACCCGAGCGCCGCUUGACGUUCGAGCAGCUCGGCUCUCGGUUUACGACAGGCCCGAAGGAUAAAUUCGAACACGAAGAGGUCGUAGCUGUUGACUUUGAGCUCCCGAGGAUGGUCGAGUUUGUGCGAGAGAAUUACAACGAUUUCGCUAGUUCAGCGAAGCUGGUGGUGGUUAAAGUGUUGCAGUCGUUUUUUGGAGUUGGUGCCGUGGAAAGAGCCUUUCGAGUUUACAUGGAAGACAGCGAUGAUGUUUUGCAAGGAGAGAUAAAAACUUGAAAGCGCUUGGAGGUUGAUAUGAUGUCUAGAAUAAUGGUUUUCAUUUUAGCCAAGGUAGGCAAAGUAGGUAGGCUUUUUAUCCACUGAUAAAGAGGCAGCAGCCUCGAAACGUAUGGAUGUUUACGUACUUUUCGCGUAAUAAUGAAUAUUUACUAAGUUUCUUCAUCUAAUACUCACGAAGGUCGCCUUGUCGACUAAAAAUCGCCUAGAACUCGCUUGACUCGAGCAUGUCACGGAAAGGUGCUCGGGAACAUUUGGGCUGCCUUCGUAACCACGACAUGUCUUUUCUAGUGGACGUAAAUCAUCAAUACUAUCGUAGGCUUGUUAGCUGAAAAAUGCUGUAAACUAAGUUUACGCCUUCGAAAUUAGACUUGAAGUUAUAAGGAAACAAAGAUGUGAGGAAUCUUUUUUUUUUUUUCAGAAUUCUAAUGUGCCCGGAUGGCACAUAGUGUUUUAUAAAAUACUUAAAAAACACUUUAUACACUUAAAAAAUAGUCUAGUAAAUAGUUUUUAAGGGGCUACGUCGUAUGGCGCCGCUUGAAAAAUUUAGCCUAAAAUUUUCAAGUUCUUCAUAUUACAAUUUGUUACAUUUUUGUUGCAUUUUAUUUUUUUGUUGUUUACUAACUUAGUUAUGUGUUCUAAUAAGCAGUUUCUUCGAAACACAUUUUAAGACAAAAACCAGUGAUAUAAAACGACGUUUCGAUAUCUCUGGAAACGUCGUUUUAUCUAUUGCUGGUUUUUAUCGUAAAAAAGCUAAGGUCUUAUCGAAUUUUUUUUGGUCAGAUUUGAAGUUUAUUUUCUACAUCAAAGCAACCAUAAAGUUACAUCGAGAACAACUUGCUCUCUGUGUAACAAAGUUCAUCAAAGUUCAUUUAGUGGACUUUGUUAACCUCACGUUGAGGUGUGUAACAAGAGAGUUGUAUAAUAGGCGAUCAUUUGCACGAGCUGCAUGCUUUUUCAAAUAAUCAACACCGAUCUCUUUCCUCCGUCGGUGAAUGAAGGAGAUUUAGGCGAGGUCUGAAUUGUGGUGUUAAGAAUUAUUUUGUAAAUGAGGUUUGUCACUAUUUAUAGGUCUCUAAGAGACAGUGAAGCCCGAGAAAAAUAUACUUAGGUUUCUUUAGCACUAGUUCUCCACUAUCUUCGGGACUUGUAAAAUCUAGCACUGUAGCUCCGCCUGUAUAAGUUGACCGAAUGGUUCGCACCAUGUAACUCUAGAUUAGUAGUGAAGAUCCCAACCUUCUCUUCCCUGCGCCGGUGGACAGUGAUUGCAAUCGUCUCUCUCUUCGCCUAUUUAAAAUUAGAUUAUGAGCUCGAGAUUUCUAUGAGGUGAUAGUUGAUGAGGCCGAAGGCCGAAUCAAUCACCUCA
This is a messenger RNA of Orbicella faveolata, 3730 nucleotides long. RefSeq lists its product as uncharacterized. The record is from RefSeq and is a predicted model, not a curated record. Gene Ontology annotation, molecular function: ATP binding; protein serine/threonine kinase activity. Gene Ontology annotation, biological process: protein phosphorylation. Lineage: Eukaryota; Metazoa; Cnidaria; Anthozoa; Scleractinia; Merulinidae.